Entrophospora sp. SA101 is the source of this 1395-nucleotide messenger RNA. The record is from the annotation of a GenBank genome assembly. NCBI's taxonomy places the organism in Eukaryota, Fungi, Glomeromycota, Glomeromycetes, Entrophosporales, Entrophosporaceae.
AUGAAAAAUACCAAUCAUAACGGAAAGAAUAAUAAUGAUGUUGGUAGCAGUACUGCUACAAAAAUGGUUACCUCCAGUGGAAAGAAAAUAAAAAAAAAACGAAACUUGCUUCGCUUAAGAAUUAGAGUUUUGUUUAAGGAGCAUGAAGAUCGGUUUUUGUUUCAUGGAGGGAAUCGCAUGAGCCUGACAGAGUUUAAGAAACAAGUCAUUGAUUAUAGCAUGCGAAGAAACGAAGAUGUGACAAAAGAAAUGAUGGAUGAGGUGGCACUUUUCACUGAAGAUGGUUAUGAGGUGGCUAGAUUUGAAGAUGAGGCCAAUGAACUUGAAUUAGAGGAUUCAUUUAAAAACAAUGAAGCUGUAGUUUUCCUUACAAAGCAAUCAAAUAGUAUCCUAUACAGAUAUGACAGAGAAUUCGAUUUAGAUAGCCCGUAUUCAGAAUUGAAUGUACAUGGAAAACGUGGUUAUGAUUGUGUUACUGAUUUUACAACAGAUACAAAUGAUAACAUUCUUCGUGGACCACAAAAUGACAUGGUUUUGCAUAACAAUUGGCUAGUUACUUCCAUCAAUAAUAGUGUUAAGACUGACAAUGAUGAGAACGGAAAAGAAAAUUCAAGUGAUUCAUCUGAUUCAUCUGAUUCUGAUAGUUCUUCUGAUAGUUCUUCUGAUAGUUCCUCUGAUAGUUCUCCUGAUAGUUCUUCUGAUAGUGAAAGUAAAGAUGGUAGAGGCGAUGUUGGUAAAGGCAAUCCUGGUAAAGAUGAUGACGACAGUGAUGGCUCAACUUCAUCCUCAAAUACUAUUACGGAGAAUAUUAAGAGAAUAAUCAAAGAUGCAUAUCGACGAGACUUGUUUGUCAAAGAGAAAUAUCCUCAAGAUGUAGUUAUUGAAAAAUUCACUCGUCAAACAUUAAUGAACAAUUUUCCAGAUGACGAAAGAUACAGUGAAAGAGAGAAGUGGGAUGUUGUGUGGUUUACUCUUAGAGGACCUUCUUUAGAAUUGUUUAGAAUAAUUAGAGGGAACGCUGUGAGAAGAAUUAAAACUACAUUAUUUCAAAAAUUUAAGAAGUUGGAGGCGAUAAACAAUGACGCGUCUAUGAAUCAAAUAUUGGAGUGGAAAAACAAAAAACCAACAAGAGAUGUUCUCUUAUUAUUAAAUGAAAUUGAGGAAGAUGAAGAUCGAACUUAUUUAGAAGUCAUUACACGACUUGCAUUUUCUCAUGAUAAAGGUAAAGUGAAUGGUACUAACAAGAGUUUUGUCUGGGCAAUUAUAAAUGGCUUCAUAAGUGCAGAUAAUGACUCAUUGCAUCUUGAUGAGACUGUAAUUAUUCCAUUAAUGGAGAAAUAUCAAAGAGAGGUAGAUGGUGAUAGUCAUAAUAUUGAUGUUAAAUUAGAAUUUUAA